Panicum hallii is the source of this 1327-nucleotide messenger RNA. RefSeq names its product probable CCR4-associated factor 1 homolog 11. Gene Ontology annotation, cellular component: P-body; CCR4-NOT complex; CCR4-NOT core complex. Gene Ontology annotation, molecular function: poly(A)-specific ribonuclease activity; nucleic acid binding. Lineage: Eukaryota; Viridiplantae; Streptophyta; Magnoliopsida; Poales; Poaceae. The coding region runs from base 142 to 1095 and encodes 317 amino acids. The transcript has a single exon. The record is from RefSeq and is a predicted model, not a curated record.
CUUAGCCCUGGUCCGCUUCGGCAAUCCGAGGUCGGCACGCCUCCCCGUAUCUUGCGCCGCCACCAUAAAACCAGGAGGCGGCCACGAUUCAACACCACGAAGCGAACUCGGGCGAAUCACCUGUGCUCUUGAGCCACGACGAUGCCCUCCCGCGAUGGCGGCCCUGCCGUCAUCCACCCUCAACCGCCGCCUCCGCCGCCGCCGCCUCUGCCGUCGUCCAGCUUCGCGCACUUCGUUCCCCAGUACCACCCCGCCAUGGUGCCGUACGCGCCGCAGCCCGCGCAGCUGGUGUACUCGCCCUCGAGCGCCGCCGCCGCCGCCAAGGCCGAGGUCCGGGACGUGUGGGCCGGGAACUUCGAGGAGGAGCUCUCCAACAUCGCGGCGCUGCUGCCCUACUACCCCUGCGUGUGCGUGGACACGGAGUUCCCCGGCGCCGUGCACGACUCGGGCACGCCGCGCUACCUCCGCGGCCCGCGCGAGAGCUACGCGCUGGUGAAGAGGAACGUCGACGACCUCAAGCUGCUCCAGGUGGGGUUCGCGCUGUCGGGCGCCGCCGGCCGCUGCCCCGUCGCGUGGCAGUUCAACGUCCGGGGCUUCGACCCCGCGCGCGACCCGCACGCGCCGGCCUCCAUCGCCAUGCUCCGCGCGCAGGGCAUGGACUUCGCCACGCUGCGCGAGUUCGGCGUCCGCCCGGACGACUUUGCCGCCGGGUUCUACCGCUGCGGCCUCGGCUGCGGGCAGCUCACCUGGGCGGCGUUCGCCGGCGCCUACGACUUCGCGUACGUCGCCAAGGUGCUCACCGGCGGCCGCCCGCUGCCGGACACGCUGGACGGGUUCCACGCCCUGGUCCAGGGGCUCUUCGGGCCCAAGGUGCUCGACGUGAAGCACCUCGCGAGGUGCUGCGGCCACGGCGGCAUCCGCGGGGGGCUGGAGCAGGUGGCCGCCGCGCUCGGCGUCAAGCGCGCCGCCGGCCGCGCGCACUGCGCCGGCUCCGACAGCCUGCUCACCAUCGACGUGCUCCUGGCGAUGGUGGACCGGUUCUUCAGGAACAGCAGCGUGCUCUCGCACGCCGGCACCAUCGUAGACUUAGCGUAGCUUGUAGCUACUGGGAUUAGUGUAGUUUGUACUGCAGGCAUGCUAAUUUGUACUCCUUUUGUUCCAAAUUAUAGGUCCAAAUUAAAAUUGUAGAUUCAAAUUAUAGGUCAUUUUGAUAUUUCUUGCUAUGUAUUUAGAUAUGGUAUAUAUUUAGAUACAUAGUAAAAAUUAUGCAUCUAGAAAUAUCAAAACGACCUAUAAUUUGGAACGGAGGAAAUACAAAUUAUUGUUA